AUGGAGCCAAUCACGAGGAAAAAAGGGAGCAAAUAUAAAAAACAAAGAAUUUCAUGCUGUAAAUUGUACAAAACAAGUUUAGGAGUUCAAUCCAAAGAGUUUUUUGAACACACAACCUUGCAUGGUGUUAAAUACAUUGGGGCAGAAGGAAGACCUUUCUUUGAGAAAUUCAUGUGGUUUGUUUGUGUAGUUGUGGCAGCAAUCACCUUAAUUUGUAUAAUAUUAAGUGUGUGGGCAAAGUUCCAAACAAAUCCGACAAUCACAGGUUUGGAUACAGAUUUCCACGAAAUAAAAACAACGUUUCCUUCCAUCACGAUUUGCCAGCAAAAUCCAAGCAGUCCUGAAAGUAUAUACGACUUUUUAAGCCAGAAAUUUCCAGACAAUCCAAACAUCAGUAACAGCUCAGAAGUGGUUAAUUAUUUGCAGGAACUGUCCAAAGUUUCGCUGAAUACGAUAACUGAGUUCUUUCAGAUCGAUCAAAAUUUUGAAUUUAUAGACAAAGAAAAGAAUCUGAGAGAUUUUAUUUUUCAGCUAAUGAUUAAAUGUGAAAAUGUAUUUGAAAAAUGUAUUUGGAAAACAAUAAUUUAUAGUUGUUGCAAUGUAUUUUUUCCUGUGUUCACUGAGAUUGGCUUUUGCUACACCUUUAAUUCGGAGCAUUAUGAAAAGAUAAUGCCUGGAAUUAACAAAACGUUGCCGCCGUUUAAAGUUAAAUUCGUCAAAGAAACAGACCUCAAAUGGUCUCUAAAAUUCAAAGUCAAAGAAGAGGGUAUCACUCCGAUUUACAUCCUAAAAUACAACGAAAUAGCUGGUAUACAUAUAAGACCCCAUCACAUCUGGGAGCAUAAAGUCCGAAAGAUAACAUUUUCAGCAGAACAAACUUGGACAACAGAAGCCACCCGUGAAUUGUCCAUAAAACAAAGAGGCUGCGUCUUUGAUGGUGAAAUACCUUUAGAGUUCAGUUUGGAUUACAGCUACGCCACAUGUUCCAUACAAUGUAGAAUGAAGCAGUGUUUAAAACUUUGCAAUUGUGUCCCACACUUCUAUCCUUUGAUCGAAGGGCUGGAAAUUUGUACUCUUCAAGGUUUGCGGUGCAUUGCGGACAAUCUAGAUGCCAUAAAGAAAAUUCAAAAUUGUGGGUGUGGCUUGGCUUGUGGCAAUACAGUUUAUGAUGUUGAGAAGCUGGACGAGGUCGCAGAGGACGAUGAUAAGUUGAUGAUGGAGACAAAAAUAAAUUAUUUUGAAAUGUACAAAAGAGAAGUGAUGUUUGGAUGGGUCGACUUAUUGGUAUCUUUUGGAGGAAUCGCUGGAUCGUUCAUGGGUUUCAGCCUGCUUUCAGCUGUAGAGAUAAUUUACUACUUCACAGUUAGACCGUUUUGUAUGUUGGUAAGAGAUUCUAAAGGACUAGCGAGGAUUGUAAGAGAGGAGGCUUCCAAACCUCCACCAGAUUAUGACUUAAGUUUAGUUCCCUAUUUCAUAUCGGGACCUGUAGCAGGAAAUGGAAUCGAAGAAAUUCUCAAAAGUUACGACGAAGACGAAAGUCAAGUGAUUCAAGUGAAGGAAAAGCAAAAACAAGAUGAAAGCAUCACACCUCCAUUUGGCAUAGAAUUUAUAAACUAAUUAGUGUGUUUUGUUCUAUUUAUUAACCUAAUUUUAUCAUUGUUAUAACUUUGUCCAUUACGGACAACAAUAUACAAACAAAUGUAAGCUUUCCCAGACAUUUCUAUUACACUCACAAUAAAGCAAUUGAUUUCAA
Molecule: messenger RNA, 1753 nt
Organism: Aethina tumida (small hive beetle)
Lineage: Eukaryota; Metazoa; Arthropoda; Insecta; Coleoptera; Nitidulidae
Product: sodium channel protein Nach
Exons: 9
Coding region: 1-1617 (538 amino acids)
Biological process (GO): sodium ion transmembrane transport
Cellular component (GO): membrane
Molecular function (GO): ligand-gated sodium channel activity
Source: RefSeq, a predicted model, not a curated record